This is a messenger RNA of Cladophialophora immunda, 1549 nucleotides long. RefSeq lists its product as uncharacterized. Gene Ontology annotation, molecular function: small GTPase binding; GTPase activator activity. The record is from RefSeq and is a predicted model, not a curated record. The coding region runs from base 120 to 1382 and encodes 420 amino acids. Gene Ontology annotation, biological process: activation of GTPase activity; nucleocytoplasmic transport. The transcript has a single exon. NCBI's taxonomy places the organism in Eukaryota, Fungi, Ascomycota, Eurotiomycetes, Chaetothyriales, Herpotrichiellaceae. Gene Ontology annotation, cellular component: cytosol; perinuclear region of cytoplasm; nucleus.
GGGCUCCAAACUGCAUAUUUGUUUUCAUCCGAUAUCAAAGUGCACAAUCUUCCACCCAACCACUCAUACCUAUUACAGUUUGCCACAUGAACCACGUCUAGUAUCUCGGUCUCCCGAAUAUGGCUGAGGAACCCUCGUCGACCUUCUCCCUUGCCGGCAAAGGCCUCAAAAUCGACAGCAAAGAAGAUCUUGAGAAACACAUCGACCUACUCACAUCGUCCUCCUCGGUCACCCAUAUCGAUCUCUCUGGAAAUACGUUAGGCGUGUCCGCAUGCGCCGCGCUCGCACCGAUCUUGGCCUCAAAGUCGACUCUCCAAAGCGCCGACCUCCACGACAUUUUCACCUCGCGUCUCCUUGAUGAGAUCCCCCCAGCAUUAUCGUCCCUUCUCACUGCCUUGCUCGAGUGCCCCAACCUCCACACGAUAGACCUGAGCGACAAUGCGUUCGGGCUCAACACGAAGGAUCCUCUCGUCGAUUUCCUGUCCAAACACACCCCGCUAAAACACCUGGUCUUAAAUAACAAUGGCAUGGGUCCCGAGGCGGGCACGGCGAUUGCCGAAGCACUCAUCAAGCUUGCAGAGAGAAAAGAGGCGGCUAGGAAAGAAGGGAAGAACGUGCCACACCUGGAAAGCAUUGUAUGUGGUCGCAAUAGGUUGGAGAACGGAAGCAUGCCCGCCUGGGCGAGGGCUUACGAGGCACACAAGGCCGGAAUUAAAAGCGUGAAGAUGACCCAAAAUGGUAUCCGACCAGAGGGCAUCUCCCACCUGAUAUCUUCUGGCCUAUCGAAAUGCGAAAAUCUCGAGGUGCUAGACAUGCAAGACAACACGUUCACACUGAAGGGUGCGCAGGCGCUCGCGAGAGCGCUGAAUGGCUGGUCCAAUCUCAAAGAACUAGGUGUUGGUGACGACCUGCUGGGCGCUCGUGGUGCGAUCAAAGUUUUCGAGUCGUUCUCCGGGGGCGGUAACGAGAGUGUGGAGAUCCUCAGAUUACAGUACAAUGAUAUCACCCCAGCGGGCGUGAAGUCACUGCUAAGAGCUGCAAAACACGAUCUGCCCAGGUUACGACGGGUGGAAUUGAACGGGAACAAGUUUGAGGAGGAGGACCCCUCAAUCGAAGAGUUGGCUGCACUGUUGAGCGACAGAAAAGAUGAGCUGGGCAAGGACGAGGACCCAGAGGGCCAUUGGGGACUGGACGACUUGGAUGAACUGGAAGGAGAAGAGGAGGAGGAGGAGGAAGAAGCCGAAGAGGAGGAAGAGGAGGAGGAAGAGCUAGCAGAGAGAAUCCUCCAGGAGGCUGAGGAGGCCGAGGAGGAGAAGGUUGCAGAGGAGAAGGAUAAAGAAGUCGAUGAAUUGGCCAAAGCCCUGGAAAAGACGCAUGUAUGAACGACAAUCGACGCCGGAUUAGAGUCGCAGCGCAUAUUUGGGUGUGGUUCGAGACAUCAGGAAUUCUUUUAUUUUGGCGGACAGAGCGAACAGAGCAUAGCACAACACGAUACCCCGAUAGACAACAAGUCACAAUCUUGAACAAGCCGUACAUUUUUCGUCCGCUC